Molecule: messenger RNA, 2649 nt
Organism: Acaromyces ingoldii
Lineage: Eukaryota; Fungi; Basidiomycota; Exobasidiomycetes; Exobasidiales; Cryptobasidiaceae
Product: putative sulfate permease
Exons: 3
Coding region: 14-2485 (823 amino acids)
Biological process (GO): transmembrane transport
Cellular component (GO): membrane
Molecular function (GO): sulfate transmembrane transporter activity
Source: RefSeq, a predicted model, not a curated record
CGAGAGAAUCAUAAUGGCAACUGGACAGGAGGAGGCUCCGGCGCACGACAAUGGGCAAUCAGCCGGUUCGGGCGUCGUCGGUUUUGGCAAGAAGGCGUGGAGGAAAGUCAUCAGGUACAAUGAUUGCGAGGCCAACCGGCUGGGAGUGCCCUACGUCAGCAGCAAGGAUUGGCUCGGCGAUAUCUUCAGCGAGCCAAAGUCCAAGGCCGUCAACUACUUUGACGCGCUGUUUCCCUUCACCAAGUGGAUUCUGUCGUACAACUCGCAGUGGGCCAUUGGAGACAUCAUUGCCGGCAUCACCGUCGGCCUAGUUCUGGUGCCUCAGUCGAUGUCGUACGCCAAGAUCGCCACCGUCGACGCCGAAUUCGGCCUCUACUCGUCAUUCAUCGGUGUCAUGAUCUACGCACUCUUUGCCACGUCCAAGGACGUUACGAUCGGUCCUGUUGCUGUCAUGUCGCUCCAGACUGCCAACGUCAUUCGCGAAGUAAUGGACAAAGCCGGCAACGCAUACCGUCCCGAGAUCAUCGCCUCGGCUCUGGCCUUCAUGUGUGGUGUCAUCUGCCUCGGCAUUGGUCUGCUCCGUAUUGGAUGGAUCAUCGAGUUCAUUCCCACACCCGCCGUGAGCGGUUUCAUGACGGGCAGUGCCAUCACCAUCGCUGUGGGUCAGGUGCCCAAGCUGAUGGGCAUCCCCAACAUCGUCACCAACGGUCCCGCCUGCUACCGGAUCAUCAUCAACACUCUGAAGGGCCUUCCAAACACCACGAUUGAUGCCGCCUUUGGCCUGACUUCGCUCGCCUUCCUCUACGCCGCACGGAUGCUCUGCAAUCGCCUCCCAAAGCGAUUCCCAAAGCUGGCCCGUGCCUGCUUCUUUGCCUCGGUCCUUCGCAACGCCUUCGUCAUCAUCAUCGCCACAGCAGCUACCUAUGCUUGGCUGAAAGACUUUAAGCCGAGAAACUACAAGAAGUUUCCCAUUAGCGUUCUUGGGCCAGUGCCUUCUGGCUUCCAGCACGUCCACGCCGUCGACUUGAACCACAAUCUGCUCAGCGACCUUGCCGGCCAGAUUCCCGUCUCGGUCAUUGUCCUGCUCCUGGAACACAUCGCCAUUUCGAAGUCUUUCGGACGUCUUAACAACUACAAGAUUAACCCCAACCAGGAGCUCAUCGCUAUUGGUGUUACCAACCUCAUCGGACCCAACUUUGGUGCCUACGCCGCUACGGGCUCCUUCAGCCGCACGGCCAUCAAGAGCAAGUCUGGUGUUCGCACUCCGCUCGCCGGCUGGAUCACCGGCGUCGUCGUCAUCAUUGCUCUCUAUGCCCUCACCGACGCCUUCUUCUGGAUCCCCAACGCCGCCCUCUCCGCCGUCAUUAUUCACGCCGUUGGCGACCUGGUCGCACCGCCAGCGCUUCUCUACAAGUUCUGGCUCGUCAGUCCUUUUGAGCUCUUCAUCUGGCUUGCCGCCGUUCUGGUCACCGUCUUCUCUAGCGUCGAAAACGGUGUCUACACAUCGGUGGCUGCCUCGCUGGCUCUCCUCUUGAUCCGGAUCGCCCGACCUCGCGGUACCUGGCUCGGAACCGUGCGCGUCCACUACAGCGACUCGCGCCAGGCCCGCGUCUCCAACCACCGAGACGUCUUUGUGCCUCUCGAUGACAAGGAUGGGCUUCGCGACCCAUCCGUUCGUGUCGACUCACCCCCACCUGGCGUUUUGAUCUACCGCUUCGAAGAGGCCUUCACAUACCCCAAUGCGUCGCAUCUCUCGGACAUCUUCAUUGACAAAGUCCAACAAGAGACAAGGCCAGGCACCGAACGCGUCUACAAGCGCCUCGGUGAUCGACCGUGGAAUGACCCAGGACCUAUCAACCCUGCCCUGGUCAAGCUGGGCCGUUUCCUCGGCUUCCGGAAGAGGCUCGACAAGGUCAUGGAGGACGCGUACUCUGCGGAAAACAGCGCCGAUACCCGACCGGUACUGAAGGCUAUCAUCUUCGACUUCUCGAGCGUGUCCAACGUCGACACGACGUCGGUCCAGUGCCUCGCCGAUGUGCGCCAGGCCGUUGAACGGUACAAGGGCGGUAAAGUCGAGUUCUACUUUGCCUCGAUCACCAGCCCCUGGAUCCGAAGGGCGCUUCUCGCCGCUGGCUUUGGUACCGGCUCUGCACAGACGCACAUCUCUGAGGUUGCUCCCGUCGUGAGCCCUCACGACAACAUCCACCGUCACCAGCCCUUGACGCACUCCUCAUCGGACAACAAGUCGGAUCUGGCCGCCGCCGAAUCGGAAGCGAGUGUGAAUCGGCUCAGCAAGAAGCGCAGCUCUACUGACUCGUCGGACGACGACGGGAAGGGCAGCAACGAAGAUGACGAAGGGCCCAACAACGGCUCUGAGGUCAGCGUUCCCAUCAUUUGGAACCACGACCUUACUCCCUUCUUCCACCUCGACCUCAGCGCGGCCCUCGCUGCCGCCACCGGCCAACGAUCCUCCUCUUCUUCUUGAUUUGUCUGCAUGCUCGUUUGCGUCUCGGCUUUUGGUGUUUUUUUGUAACGAUCUGUGAUGUGACUGGGAAAAAGGGGGACUGUCCUCGAGUCUAGUCGACUCUAGAGGAGGUCGUCACUGGCAUUCAUACAGGUAUAUCUGCUUUCUCAUUAGCAUAGGGGCUC